Sclerotinia trifoliorum is the source of this 2170-nucleotide messenger RNA. The record is from the annotation of a GenBank genome assembly. Lineage: Eukaryota; Fungi; Ascomycota; Leotiomycetes; Helotiales; Sclerotiniaceae.
GUUGGAUAAGGUUAAUGUGUGGAACCACAACUGUAAGUGGUUAGAUAUCUUAUCUUGUCGACUCUUACACACCAGUCCAGUAUCUAUGGGAUUGCCAAGAACAAAAUAUCUGUAUGGUAAGUAGCAUCUGGAGACUCUGAUUUCAUCGUCCCAUAUCCUCGUGCAAUUUCUAGCUGCUGCGCUGCGAUGUUGCAUGCACUCAAUGGAAAUGGAGCAGAGUAAGCUUAAAGUUCGAAGCAUCACAUCAUUUCAUUGCUCGAUCUGAUCCGGCUAUUGAAAACACCUGGCCUAUAAGGACUUCAAUAUGUGAUCUCUUCGUCCAUCAUGUGCCAUCCGAACUUCCAAAGGUCCCUAGGUAAAAUAUCAGCAAGGAAAGGAUCAACAAUAUACUGAGCUGACUGCCAAUUCCUUUACGUGGAGCCUUUACAUGGAGUUUUGUGGCUGUGCAAGCGACUUACUGCUUUCCCAGGCAACCUCAUCCACAUCUCAUAACCACCUUUCAUACAACAUCACCUCAAACUUAUAUUUUUCUGGAUUGGACAACCUUCCUGGUGGUAAUAACCAGAAAUCUCUACGAGGUACCAUCAACCGACCGAAUUUCGUGGCUCGCUUUUGAGGACGAUAGAUCUACAUCAUGGGGAAAGAAACGCCUCAGCCCUACAAGGCUGAUGACCACAGAGUUGCAUUAGAAGCUAACAAUACUGCUUCUUCAUCAUCCAUGGCCUUCAUCAAUCAUAUGGACCAAGAAUACCCGGAGGAAGAUCUGCCAAGCUACGAGGAAACAUCUGCAUCGGCACCUCUUCUUUGCCAAACUGAUCAUUCACCUUCGAACAAUCCCCAGGCUGCCCAUGGUGCGAGUUGGUAUAUGUAGGUACCUCAUGUAAAACACGCUAUUUUCAGUAGGCUAACUUGGCUACAGCCCUCCACCCGACCUUCCUUUUUCUUCACACGAUUAUAGCUCAUCUGAUUUCUGGACGAGAUUCCCAAACUACUCUACAGACCCCAAUGCUCUUCAUCAAAUGAUACUGGAACAAGCUCAAUAUGCUCCAUCGUAUUAUGUAGAAUUAUCAGGGACUCAUAAAGAAACUGAGCGUCGGCACAAGAAAGAUUCAACAGAAACUAUUACGGAUUUUCACAUACGUCUGAAUCUAACACAUCUGCUCACAACCGGAAUAAGAACUGGUGGAAAGCUAGAGAUUUUGCCCGAUAGCCAGAAAGGAUAUCGUGGAGGAAUAUUCAAAUCCCUCGAGCCAUCCCUUUCUUGCUCUGAUAUAGAGUCAGGCUCGACUGGAGGUGAGUUACAAGCUUGGUGUCAUAAAUUCGUUUCCGAUCCAUCCAGCAUGAAAUGUUUUAUAUUCGAGCGCAAGAUUAUAAAUCAUGACAAAACUCAUCUGGAGUAUCUUUUACGACGUAUUGUUACAUCUACGAAUUACCGUGGUCAAGUCUAUGUAACUUUUCCAACUUCACACAAACGUGUCAUUGUGUAUUCGCCACAUAUGAUUAACGAAUGGCGAAUGACCACCUGGAUUCGUUGGUUUUUCUAUAUUACAUUCUUAUGGGUAGUUUCGUGGCCGGUCCUCAUUUUAAUUACGCGUCGCUAUGAGGUUGUCAAGGGCAUAUAUCAAUAUGCCGAUAGACCUGCGGAUGUAGGUAUCUCUACACGAAAAGCUACUGUGCAAAGCGAAGAUGAGUUUGUCAAUCAUUGGGAGGCCGCAUUGAGGUCUGCCAUAAUUGGACGAAUGGUCAAAAGAGAUUCUUGCCUGGAUGAAGAUUUUAGGGUACAGAUAUUGCAAGAGGAGGUUGCUAGAGGUCAAGCGGCUGCUCGUGUUCUACAGGGUACUGGCAACACUUUUGCAGAUGGGGCUGUUGGAGUUAUUGCAGCUGCAACGAAUUUGGUUGGCGAAUAUAACGAUGCAAGAGGCUGGGGUUACGAUUCUUAAAUACAACCAUAAGAGUAGUACGAUAGAGGGUACGAAAUAGGAAUCGAAUGAAGGUAUUAUACAGACGUCUCGAUUAUUUGUGCCUCAGCAACUGCAAAUAUACCAAUUUAUCAAGGCAUAAUGGAUGCUAUGUAGACUCUAUCCAUCUAAGGAAGAAGUUUUCCUUGUUUUGAAAUGACCUUGGGCAAUCAAUAUACCUAUUUGGAAUUUCAGACUCUUUUGACAGCGGG